UCUCAGGUUCCUGUUGCGUGUAAAUCGUGUCCCUGUGGCUACAUAUUUAUUAGUCGAAAACUGUUGCAUGCUAAACGUGCUGAGAGAUCACCCAUCGCAGAAAACAAGAGUGAGGCGAAAAGGAGACGGACAGAGAGAGUUAAGCGAGAGAAGAUAAAUUCUGCAGUAAAUAAAGACUUAGAAAAUCGAAAAAGAUCCAGGUCUAACAGCCAUUCAGAUCAUAGCAGACGAGGAAGAGGAAGACCUAAAAGUGCCUCAGCCAAAAAGCACGAGGAAGAAAGAGAAAAACAAGAAAAAGAAGUUGACAUAUAUGCUAACCUUUCAGAUGAAAAGGCCUUCGUAUUUUCAGUGGCCUUGGCGGAAAUAAACAGAAAAAUUAUCAAUCAAAGACUUAUUCUGUAGCUUGUAAGCACGAUCUGAUGCAUUUAUAUGCAGAAUGGCUAGCAUAUUUCCAAGGUGUCAUGGACUCUCGGAAAAUGUUGUCUGCACCGACAAGGACCAUAGUAUUUCCUGUUAAAAUUCUGCUGCUGUUCUUGAAAAUCGAAUUCUGUCUCUACAAGUCGGAAAGAAAACGUUCACAAGAUUGUGCUAUGAAAAAUCAGAAAGCAGAUAUGUUUUACACCUUGAAGACAAAUGCUAGACAAAUGCACAGAGAGACCGCACCCAUUCCAGAGCACUUCUUUUAAAUUUGCUGCCAGAAAUGCAAUAUUUUAAAUAUUUUCAGAAAUAAAUGAUUUUCCUUUAAAAUUAUAUAUUUCAGAUUUUUCAGCUAUAUUGCAGUUUACAUAUGUACAGUUCACAUAACUUUUUAAUAAAUUGAUAUUCCAAUA
Molecule: messenger RNA, 830 nt
Organism: Tauraco erythrolophus (red-crested turaco)
Lineage: Eukaryota; Metazoa; Chordata; Aves; Musophagiformes; Musophagidae
Source: RefSeq, a predicted model, not a curated record